Fusarium redolens is the source of this 501-nucleotide messenger RNA. RefSeq lists its product as uncharacterized. The record is from RefSeq and is a predicted model, not a curated record. The coding region runs from base 1 to 501 and encodes 166 amino acids. The transcript is spliced from 2 exons. Lineage: Eukaryota; Fungi; Ascomycota; Sordariomycetes; Hypocreales; Nectriaceae.
AUGGAAUCUCGACGGGUCCAGCUCGGGAGCACCAAUUUUGAUGCCUUCGGCCUUGAGCUUGGCUUCAUCAGACGUUUCCGCCUACCUAAAGAUACUACAAUACCUAUCCGACUAGUCUACGAAAGGCUUAUUGCCGUUCCACUGUCCCGGAAGCAUCUCAUGGAAGAUUUGGUAGCCGUCAACUCAAACAGCGACCUUAUUAUCAGAACCAGAGGUGGCUCUUGGCCACCGAAGGGAAUAAGCCAGGAGGAUAACUUUCUAGAUUUAGCUUGGCACGAGCGAGAAUUCAAAAGUCGCAAGUCAUUUGCAUAUGUUAUUCAUGACAACGACGAUAGUCCUGAGCUGAUAGGAUACGAUGUGGAUGUGAGCUGGUGGGUCACAGGGGAUUUCUACUCAAUGGGCUACUACAUGCUGAUGUACCGAGCUCUCAAGUCAUGGAUCCAGGAGUCCUUCCCAUUUGAGAAAUCAUAUUUCUCAAAUCAGGAGAUACCAAGCCUGUGA